AUGGCGAAAGAAUCAGCUGCGGUUCAAGUAGCUCUACGCAUACGUCCCCUGACCAAUCGCGAUCGUGCUCAACCUCGCUUUGCCAAUCUCUCCAAUGACGAUGUUCUCAAGCUCCAUGAAAAGACUGUGCACGUUGUACCCCACAACAAGUUGUUUACAUUCGAUCAUGUAUUUGGCACCAACAGCCAGCAGAGUCAAGUCUUUGAAACACUUGGUUCUAAACUCAUCCACAAGUUUAUUGAUGGUUACAAUGUCACCAUCCUUGCCUAUGGCCAAACAUCAUCAGGCAAAACGUAUACCAUGGGUACAGCACAGCAUCAAUCCGGUCGUUACAAUUUAGAAGAAGAGGGUAUUGUGCCUCGUGCCAUGGCACUUUUAUUUGAUACUCUUACCGGCAAUAACAAUACAUCAUCAUCAUCAUCAUCAUCUGCAUCACCAUCAUCACCCCUCGGCGGUGGCGGAGAAAGACCCAUCACACCUGCACCUUCAGUGUCUUCAUCCACCGACAAUACAGCAGGCACUCGAUUACGUCCUCCUUCUCGUAUCUCUAUGCAUCAUCAUCCACCUACACCAUCACCCAACAACAACAACAACAACAACAAUACUCGCAAAUUCUCUGUCAAGGUGUCAUUUAUCGAGAUUUACAAUGAAGAACUCAACGACUUGUUGAAUGGAACCCCGGUCUCGGAACGACCACCGAUCACUAUCCGUGAAGAUGCAAAAGGUCAUAUUUAUUGGACAGGCGUCAAAGAAGUCCCUGUACAUAGUAUGGAAGAUGUUUUAUUUUAUCUUGAACAAGGCACUCGCAACCGAGCCACAGGUGCCACGGAUAUGAAUGAAAAAUCCUCCCGAUCCCACGCCAUUUUUUCUGUUUCCUUGAAGCAUGAGAAAUGGGUAUCACGCAGCAGCAACCCGAGUGAUAAGAGAGCAACACGUGAUGGUGAAUGGAUGGUCAGCAGUUCCAAAUUCCACUUUGUCGAUUUGGCUGGUAGUGAACGGUUGAAACGCACAGCUGCUGAAGGGGAUCGUCGUAAAGAAGGCAUCAACAUCAAUGCUGGUUUACUCGCACUUGGCAAUGUCAUUUCAGCACUUGGCGAUCCAUCCAAGCGUGGCACACAUGUCCCUUAUCGUGAUUCAAAGUUGACUCGAUUGCUGCAGGAUUCUUUAGGUGGUAGCGCAACCACAUUAAUGAUUGCAUGUGUCAGCCCAGCAGAAUACAACUUAUCCGAGACUCUCAAUACGCUACAAUACGCCAAUCGUGCACGCAAUAUCAAGAAUCGAGUUGAGAAGAAUGAAGUUGAAGAAUGGAUGACGACCGAGAAUAUCGAAUUAUUACGAUCAAUGAUUGGAAAACUCAAACAUGAAGUACGCAAUCUCAAAUCUGGAUCAGUCAGCUCAUCCGUAUCAUCCACUGUGGUGGGUAGUGACAAUGGUGGCGGCGCAGCAGCAUCAACAAAUGCGGAUGUAGACCAACUCUUUCAGGAACAACGACUUGUGAUUGCCGAUUUACAACGACAAGUGGAAGAAUUGGAUGGUGAAGCUUCAGUGACACGAGAACGCAAUCGAGUUGUCGAGGCCGAAUUAAAACGACUACGUACGAUACGUAAACGUGAGGAAGAGAUCAGCAAAACCAAUAAUGAUUUCCAACAUCUUGUGGAGCCUGUGAUUGAAGAGUAUGAAAAGAGCAUUACAGCCCUUGAAUCUCAACUUGCCAUGGCACGUGCAGCAUUGAAUCAUUCGGAUAUCGGGUUUGAGGAACAACGAGCCAAAUUGGAGCAAUGCGAAUUGAUGCUUGAGACUCAAGACCAAACAGUACUCGAUUUACGUACACGUAUCACCAAAUUGCAGGAACGAGAGCAAAGCAACGAGACGUAUAUCGAUGAACUCGAAGGCAAAUUGAUGCAAUCUGCCAAGGAUGCUCGUCGUGAUCAGGAACUACUCAAUGAACUCAAGUCUCGUAUUAUGAGGUUUAAGGAAACGGAUGAGAAUACCGAACAAUACAUCUUUGAUCUUGAACAACGACUUGCGACUUCGGAGGCUGACAAGGCUGCACUUGAGAAGAAUGUGGAGGAUCUCGAGAGCCGUAUUGCUGAACGUGAUGAUACCAUUGUCAAGUUGCGUGAACAGCUUGCCAAGGCUGAAGACACCGAUACUCAGAAAUUGAUGCUCAAUGAAUUGGAUGAAUUGACAGCCAAAUACAAUCAGUUGGAAAAGGAACGUGAUCAGCUAAAGACUGAAGUUGAACAUUUAUCUACAACCGCCACGCAGCAACACAAUCAACAAAAAGAUGCGUCAUCAUCAUCGUUGGAAAAGGAGGGCUCUGAUAGCUAUGAAAAGGAUCCUCAGGAAUUGGAAAGCAGCGACAGCAGCAAAACACGUCGUAAAGCAUAUCGCCGUAGCUAUGCCGAGGAAAAAGAGACACCUGAUUCAGUAGCGGCCAUGGCAGCAAAGAAAGCCGAGGAACGUGCAGAGCAUGAAGCAGCACGCGCAUUGCAAUUGGAACGUGAUUUACGUGAGCUUCAAGAGGAUCAUCAUGAAACAACCAAGGAAUUGGAUGAAGUCUUGCUGCGAUACCAAGAGGCAUUAGAGCAAGUGGAGAUGUUGCAACGACCUGAUGGCGAAGAGCAUCCUGCUGUGGAUGAUGCUUUGAGCAAAGAAAUGUCACGUGCCAAAGAGGAAGCUGAUAUUCGUGAACGUGAAGCACGCAUGCAGCAAAUCAGUGAUCUUGAAAGUCGACUUGCCAAGUUACAAGAGCAGCAUCAAGAGAUGACUCAGCAAUUGGAACAAACCAAGCAUGAUAAGGAGCACAUGGCUGAAUCGUAUCAGACUCAAUUACGUGAUUUGCAAUCAAAGCAAGAGAAAGCGGAUGAGGAAGUUGAAAAGCUUCGUGCAGCAUUGGAUGAGAGUAAAUCAGCCUUGGAGCAACAAACGGCAUCCCUUGAAAGCCAACUCAAAACCAGCCGUGAUGAAUUGGAAAUGUACAAGGCUAAAAUGGGCAGUGGUGCCAAAGAAUUGGAAGAUACAAGGAAUGAAUUGGUUCGUCACAAGGAGCUUUUGGCAUCAAAGGAAAAGGAGAUUGCUGCUCUCUUGAUUGCACGUGAAGAGGCUGUACAAUCAACAAAAGAGGAAUUGCAACAACGACUGGCAACAACGGAAGCUGAAUUGGAACGCCACAAGGAUCUGCUGUCAGAUAUACAAAACACAAACAAUACCAGCCUCAGUCUUGCCAAUGGUCAUUUGACGUCAUUACAACAACAAUUAGCCGCCACACAAGAAGAGCUCACUCAUCAUCAGCAUAUGCUGGAAAAGAGCAACGUCACUGCAUCUGAAAAAGCCAAAUUGCAGGCACGAUUGGCAGAGACACUCAAUGAGCUUGAGCAGCACAAGGACAGCAAAAAGAUGACAGAGAAUGAAUUGACAUCCUUGAAAGAUCGCCUAUCAACCACUCUAAGCGAGCUUGAGCAGCAUAAGGUUACAAGCAGCAAUGAGACGAGUGCUUUACAACAACGCCUUACUGAGACUCUUCAGCAGCUUGAUCAACAACAAAAUGAAAAGCAGAUGUUUGCUGAUGAGCGAUUGAAUGCAUUACAGCAGCAAUUGAUGGAUGCACGUACCGAGCUUUCACAAUACAAAGAUGAUAAGGCCAAGUCACGUGACCAUUUGGAUCGGAUGCAGCAACAAAUAGCAGAUACGAUCUCUCAGCUUGAACGACAACAAUCCGACAAGAAUGUUGCAGUGGAUGAAUUGAAGCAGAGGUUGAUUGAUACACAAAAUGAGCUUUCUCAGCACAAGGAUGACAAGAUGCUUACACAGGAGCAAUUGGCGCAUAUGCAACAACGUCUUUCCGAUACACUUGCAGAUCUUGAUCAGCAUAAGAGUGACAAAUCUUUGACUACCGAGCAGCUCAAUGGUUUACGACAACAAUUGCUUGAGACUCAGAGUGAGCUUGAAAAGUCAAAGCAUGCAUUUGGUGAAGCUCAACAAAGCACACAACAACUUGACGAAUUGCAGCAUCGUUUAUUAGCGACACAAAAUGAUUUGUUACGACACAAGGAUUUGUUGAGCAAUAAGGCUAUUGAGGAAGGACAACUUGCGAUUUUGCAACAACAGCUUGCUGAUACACAAUCCGAGCUUGCACAUCAACUAUCAAGUCAACGAGAUGCUGCCGAUAAACAACUAAAGCAUCAACUAGCUGAGAAGCAGGCUGAAUUGGAUCGGCAUCAAAUGCAGGCUGAUGAGAAUCAACGUAUUUUGGAACAACAGCUUCACGACGCUCGUGCUGAGCUUGCUCAAUACCAACAAGCCGGUAGCCAUGGCAACGAGGAGAUUGCUGAUCUCAAGGAAAAGCUUGCUUUAUUCGCAUCCACUCAACAACAAUUGGAGGAUACUCGCACUGAACUUGAAAGAUACCAACAAAGUAGCAACAAUGAUAAGACUCAAAUUGCCGACCUUGGAGAACAAAUCACUGCCUAUGAGAAGCAAUUGAAGCAGUUGGCUGAUGAGCUAGAGACCACAAAGGCGGAUCACAAACAGCAGCUGAUGGAUCGUGAUGAGCAACACAACUCAAGGAUGGCUGAUAAGGAACGAGAAUACAGCACACGACAACUCAAUGUACAAUCUUCGCAUGAUGAUAUGGAGCGUCAAUUGGCUGAGAAGAUCAAGGCCCUUGCAGAUAUGGCAUCUGAAAAAGAAAACAUGGAAGCACGUGUACAAACAUUGGAGGAUGAAUUACGACGUGCAUUGGCAUCGAACGACAAAACAGGCGAGAUGACACGAUUGUUGGAUGAGAAGCAAGCCAUACUUGAUGCCAAAACGAAGGAAAUGGAUGAGUUACAACAAGAUCUACAGCACCUUGAAGUUGCACUUGAGGAAUUGGAGGCUCAGAAGAAUGAUGCAGAAAACGAAAAGCUACGUGUGUUGGAUGAGGUGACAGCUGAAAACGAUGAGCUCUUGACGGAGAUUGAGCAAAUCAAACGUGAGCGAGAGGAGGAUUCACGUCAACAUAAAGACGCCUUGACAACAUUGGAGUCUCAGAUUCAGCAACUCAAGGAUGAACGAGAAAACGAUUCACGCAAGCACAAGGAUGAAAUGACGGCACUGGAAUCCGAGCUCGAGCAGUUAAAGAAAGAACGUGAGGAAGAUGUUCAAAAGUUGACAACAUUACAAAGCGAGGUGGAUCGACUCAAGCAAAGCCAUGAGGAAGAUGCACAUAAAUACAAGGCCGAGAUUGAAUCUGUCAACAAACAAGCCAAGGAUGCCCAAACGCUUUUUGAGCAGAAAUUGACAACAUUGGACACCGAGUUGAAGGAAUCUGCUACACAACUUGCCAAGGAACAGACGCAUGUUGCCGAGUUGCAAAAGGAGAAAUCGAAUUUGGAUAGCAAGAUUGUUGAGCUGACACAAACACAUGAAGAAUUUGAACGACGCAUCCCUCAAUUGGAGAAAGAGCUACAAAAAGCAAAGCAAGAUCAUGCAGCAGCUUUGGAAGCAAUGCCAUCAUCAGCCAUUAGCGAAGAGGAGUACAAUGAAUUGAUUGGGGAACUUGAGGAUGCACACGCUUCAAAUACAGAAAAGGAUGGCCAUCUUCGAUCACUCCGCUCUCAAAUUGAAUCACAUGCACGUACCAUCAGCGAUCUCCAGGAACAAUUGGAAAAGGCAACCUUCACCCAUCAUGUGGCAUCGAGUGGUGGUGACAGUGAUCAAGUAGCCAAGUUGUAUGAGGAGCGUAUGGCUCAACUGGAAUCCAAGCGUAAACAACUUGAGGAUGAAAACACCGAAUAUCAAUCACUUGCUGAGGAACUUGAGAGCGAGGUUAGCAGACUACUCAAGCAGGAACAGGAUUCACAGCAGGCGAUGGAUGAUACAAAGGCGGCUCUUGAAAAGCAACUAGCUGAUCUACGAUCCCAGCAUGCCCAGCAGAGCAAGGCACUUGAGAAACGCGUCAAGGGUACUGAGGAUGCAUUAACCGAGGCCCAAAAGAAGGCACAAGAACAACGUGAACAAAUGCAACAGGAACGUGAACAACUUGAACAAGAGAAUCGACGUAUGCAAGCCGAGACUCAAAAACUGCAAGCUGAGAUCGCUGCAGAGCGCAAAGACAAACAAAAGGCACAGCAAUCAUUGGCAUCCCUGGAGGCACAGCUAGAAGAAUUGAUUAACAAAAAGAGCAAAUUUAUGUGUUUUUAA
Lichtheimia ornata is the source of this 6186-nucleotide messenger RNA. RefSeq lists its product as uncharacterized. NCBI's taxonomy places the organism in Eukaryota, Fungi, Mucoromycota, Mucoromycetes, Mucorales, Lichtheimiaceae. Bases 1 to 6186 code for a protein of 2061 amino acids. The transcript has 6 exons. The record is from RefSeq and is a predicted model, not a curated record. Gene Ontology annotation, molecular function: microtubule binding; ATP binding; microtubule motor activity. Gene Ontology annotation, biological process: microtubule-based movement; mitotic spindle organization.